AUGCCUACUGCAGACUCGACCUCGUCCUCCCGGGCCGUCGCCUAUUUCGGACGGACCCGGCGGGAUCAGCUGUGCCUCAUCGCCCCGGGCGUAAACAGCCAUCGUCUGUCAUGUGUGGCCCUGGACCAGGUCACGAGCGGCAUGAAAAACGUCGAAGCCCGGGUCCGCAUCAAGACUUCUCUCCAGGGUGGUGGCACCGCCGGGAGGCUCGAGGCCGAGGUGGCGACGAUACAAUUCAUCAAUGAGAAUUCCGACCUGCCUGUCCCCAGAGUUUUUGCCCACGCCCUCGACGACGACGACGACGACGACGACGACGACGACAAUAACAACCCGCCGGCAGCCGCGUACAUGCCGAUUGAGGUCCUCCCGGACAUCGUCGCCAUGGAUGCGCUCGACGGCUACGACGUGCACCGCGGCGUGAUACCGGCGGAGUACCGUCCGUCUUUCUACCGCUCCGUAGCAGCGUGCCAUGUCCAGAUAGCCUCGCUACGGAUGCCAAAAACCGGCACCUCGAGCCCGUUGCCGGAAAAUAUCGGCGGCCCGUUCGACACGGCCGCGGCCUUCUUCGAGGCCUGGACCGACACGGUCCGGUUCAAGUGGGACAGGGAGACUAUCGGGCGCAUGACGCAGCAGCGGUCGCCGAUCCCGGCGGAGCGCAUGGUCACCAUCGUCGAGCAGUUCCCGUCGCGGAUCAAGGCCAUGGCGAGCCGGCUUUCCGCAAGUCACACUCACACCAACGACGGGCCGUUCCCGCUCUGCCACGACGACUUCACCGUCACGGGCAUCAUCGACUGGGAGGGCGCGUGCACGGUGCCGUGGGAGCUGGGCGCGUUCCCCGAGUUCCUGCAGGCCAUGCCGGCGUCGUUCGACCUGCCUCACAGAUACGACGCCCUGGCCGAGGACGGCGGGCAGCCGCUCGACGGCCAAGUGCGGCAGAUGUGGCGCGAGCGGUGCGAAUACGUCGACAUAGUCAGGGCGGCCGAAGACAAGGACAGCCUGCUCUCGAAGUGUCUCGCCAGCGCCAGGAGCCAGGCGCUGGCCUAUGCGUACGGCGCCUUCGCCAGCACCGGCAAGCUGGGCUUCUACGACAGGCUCAUGGACGAAGUCGAGAGGAGGGAUGUCCAGUAG
Lasiosphaeria miniovina is the source of this 1128-nucleotide messenger RNA. RefSeq lists its product as uncharacterized. The transcript has 5 exons. NCBI's taxonomy places the organism in Eukaryota, Fungi, Ascomycota, Sordariomycetes, Sordariales, Lasiosphaeriaceae. The record is from RefSeq and is a predicted model, not a curated record. The coding region runs from base 1 to 1128 and encodes 375 amino acids.